AUGCUAGGCAAGCAGGGUAAGAGAGACCAGGCUAAAGAGACGAUUGAUGCUCGAUGGAAGACCGCGGAGUCCUCCCUCAUGAAGAACGUACUUCGCUCGCAGUCUUUAUCCGAAUCGGAACUGGAAACAGCGAGAUUUCUGUCCUCUGCUAUCAUCAGAUGUUGGCGAGAGGAGCUUGAUACUCUUGGCAAAACAACACAGAACGCCCUGCAGGCUCCAAAACUCUUGUCGAAGUGGGAAAACCUUCUGACGCUACAAAACAACGAAGCGGUGCAUCUUCGUGCUCACCCGGACAGUUUGGAUACGUGGAUCCGUGUUUACACGUUCUUGCGAUGUGCGGUGCAGGCAGCAUCUUCGGCCAUUCCAUCGACGCUAGCAAGUUAUUUCGAGGGGAGCGAAAGGAUUCGAGACGUUCUCGCCAGGGACCAUGGCAACGUUUUCGGGAUCUGGGAAGAGGGAGAGGCGAUGCUAGACGACGACGAAUCCGAAAUGCUGGGAUUCGCGAUGUACAUCGAGGGUUCAUAUUUCAACCAUAGCUGUGAUCCAAACGUCGGCAAAACUCGACGAGGACGCGCUAUGGAAUUCCGGACAACUCGAGAAAUUGUUGCUGGCGAGGAGCUCAAUAUCAACUACAUAGACACGAAAGCGGAUUGGAAGAGCCGCCGCAAAGAACUCCUCAGUGGGUGGUACUUUGACUGCAAGUGCAGGCGUUGCAUCGACGAACAAGCCUCGGACAUAACAACGUAG
Pleurotus ostreatus (oyster mushroom) is the source of this 747-nucleotide messenger RNA. RefSeq lists its product as uncharacterized. Gene Ontology annotation, cellular component: nucleus. Gene Ontology annotation, molecular function: protein binding. The transcript has 3 exons. Bases 1 to 747 code for a protein of 248 amino acids. The record is from RefSeq and is a predicted model, not a curated record. NCBI's taxonomy places the organism in Eukaryota, Fungi, Basidiomycota, Agaricomycetes, Agaricales, Pleurotaceae.